AUGGCCAUUGAAGCUGAAGUAGUAGACUCCUCUCACUGGCACUGUGAAGAUACCUGUGGCCAACCAGGACCAUCAGGUCCCAAUGAUCCUGAAAAUAUUGCUGUUGGAUCAUGCCUGGAACUCAGAGUUUCAGAAACUCCAGGCCUGGGUAAGCGUGGAGACGUCCAGGAGUCUCAUGCCCUACAGCAGGUUACCGAGGCCAAAGAGGCGAGUGUGAGAGAGAGAAGGGAUGCAGCAGAGGACACAAAGGGAAAAUGCAAGCUGGACAUCAACUUAUUGGUGCUGCUGGAGCUGGAGAAGCUGAAAGAUGCCAUGUCUGCCCUCAGGAGCCAAAUGGAGGAUCAGAGGAGGACAGAGCAAGUAGCGUUUGGAGCCUCACUGGGACCUCGUGGACAUGUGGGUCCAUAUAACACCCACAUGACCCUGGUUUACAAGGACGUUUUUGCCAAUGUUGGGAAUGCCUACAACCCAGCAACAGGUAUCUUCACUGCACCAGUGAAAGGAGUCUACUACUUCAGCUUCUCUGGUCAUAAUCACUCCAGCAGGGCCAUGGGUCUCAAACUGAUGAAGAAUGACCAUCAGAUGGUGAUAGUGUACAAUCAUGCUGCAGGUAAUCGCAUGGAGACUGCAACCAAUGGGAUGAACCUGCAGCUAGAGAAGGGAGACCGUGUGUACAUGCAGCUGUACAUCCACACCUGGGUUUUUGAUAAUCACAAUGACCACACCACUUUCAUUGGCCAUUUGCUGUUUCCACUGUAA
Messenger RNA from Clupea harengus (Atlantic herring), 759 nucleotides. Its product is annotated as cerebellin-4-like. Bases 1 to 759 code for a protein of 252 amino acids. NCBI's taxonomy places the organism in Eukaryota, Metazoa, Chordata, Actinopteri, Clupeiformes, Clupeidae. The record is from RefSeq and is a predicted model, not a curated record. Gene Ontology annotation, molecular function: protein binding. The transcript has 4 exons.